AUGGAUCUCACACCCACAAGUCUAGACGAUGAGAUGUCUCUGCAGACAAAUACAGACUGGAAGGAACAACAGUUGACUGGAAAAAACAAUGACUUUCUCCACAAAUGUGAUGCCACUGAAGGUGCAGCGAGGAAUUCACCAAAGGAAAUUACCAGAACGAACCAUGUCUUGGACAGAUUAGAGGAUGAGGACGAUGUGUUCUCUGAAAACUCUCAAACUGACUUCCAUCACAAGGAUACCCUGGAGCAGGAGGCCGAGUAUAACCAGGACCCACAGAGUGAACAGGACGAGCAGGAAACAGAUACUCGUGAGGACCCCCCAGUGUCUACAUCUGUGCAGUUUUCAGAGGGGAACAUCCCUGAAUUGUGUCCACAGAGCAUGUUCUUCAGGCUAAACUACUGGAACACAAAGAUGGACUUGCAAGUGCAAGAACUUGGAACUGAUCACGUAGGCUGGCUGGAGAAAAUUAACAGUAUUAUACGAAAAAUAAACGUAACAGAAAACACAGUGAAGAGCUUAUUAAAUGAGGUGAUGUACCUGGAGGAACAAACUGAAAUGGCAGAGGACCAGGACCUUGACCCCAAUCAGGGGGUUUACAUUGAGGAGAAGAUCACAGAAAUUAGAAAGCAAUUAGGAGAAAUGGAUAACAAAUUUAACCAGGCAGGUGUUUGUAAUGAAGCUAAUGCAUUAAAGGAGAAAUUCAUUGAAAGAAUGGAGGAUUUUUGCAAGGACAUGGCUCUGCUGAAUAAAAAGCUGAGGUUAUAUCAAAUGCGAGAAGGGAAUACCGACUCUGAGUACAGUCCUGAGGAGUUGGAUGGUGAAGAAACAGAGUCACGGCUUCUUCAGGCCCCCCCGCCUGCUCUACGGCAGAACUCUCCUCCUCGUGUUACUGUGUGGAAAUGUGCACUGAGGAUUUUCAUCAUGUUCUACGUCCUCGUGUUCACUGGACUGUCAUGUUACACGCUCUUCUUUGACGCCACGUUUAUCUUUGAGAGGGUGCUCCCUAGAAUGCUGGGGCGUCGCACAAUGUGGGAGCUGCGGGAGAUUAUUGCGCCUUUCUUGAAUUUGCAAGUGGAAGACUUGCUACCCUCCUAAAGUUACACAGG
This is a messenger RNA of Otolemur garnettii (small-eared galago), 1106 nucleotides long. It is a transcript of the gene SMCO2, whose product is annotated as single-pass membrane protein with coiled-coil domains 2. The record is from RefSeq and is a predicted model, not a curated record. NCBI's taxonomy places the organism in Eukaryota, Metazoa, Chordata, Mammalia, Primates, Galagidae. Bases 1 to 1095 code for a protein of 364 amino acids. The transcript has 9 exons.